AUUUCGUCUUCCAACGAGUCCGAACGAGCUCAACGCCGCCGCCGCAACGCCUGCUUCCGCUGUGGACAAGUCGGGCAUUAUUCCCGAAUUUGUCCACACAGGCGUCGCCCCCAGGCUGGCAACGUGCCAAUCCAGUACGUUUGCCUCCCCAUGCCUAUGCCUGGGUAUCCUUCGUUCGGUUAUGGAGCUUAUCCCUCGGCUCCUGCUCCUGCUCCCGCGGCUUUUCCUGCUGCCUUUCCAAUGAUGGGCCAGAACCCCGGAGCCAACUUAGAUAGCCAUAGUAAUAGAUCGGGUAAUAACUAUUAUUCGCCGUGUGGGCCGGGAUUCAGGCCUCCUUCUCCGCCAGAACUGGAGAAGCCUAUGUUUUGUGGAUCCUUGGUGUCCAGUCCUAUAACGGAGUCACCAACAGUCCGGUUGGUGCUCAAGUUGAGAAUAAGAUGA
Messenger RNA from Schizosaccharomyces japonicus yFS275, 441 nucleotides. RefSeq lists its product as hypothetical. The annotation marks the transcript as partial. Gene Ontology annotation, molecular function: nucleic acid binding; zinc ion binding. The transcript has a single exon. The record is from RefSeq and is a predicted model, not a curated record. Lineage: Eukaryota; Fungi; Ascomycota; Schizosaccharomycetes; Schizosaccharomycetales; Schizosaccharomycetaceae.